ACCAUGGCGGCGCACUCUCACUCUCAUCCUCACUCGCACUCUCAAGGAGCUGAUUAUCCAACGCACAACUUCGGCACAGGCUCGAAAUGGAUUAAAGGCCUCACCCAGAGCCGCCUCGGCAACUUCGUCGGCGGCCACUUCUCUGAUGUCAAUCUCUCCGCCGUCAUGUUCACCCACAGGCUCGAUAGCUCCGACUUCGUCAGCCUGCAGGUAUGGAGCGCUCCGGGGAGGUCGAAGCCUAGCUUCGAAGAAGCGAUGAAGCAGGACUUCAAGCCCGCCAAGAAGGGGGAUUCGUUUGGGCCUUCCUGGACGAACCACUGGUUCAAGGUGUCCCUCAACGUCCCCACUUACUGGCAGCAGUACGAACGGGUCCAAUUCGAAUUCGAUCCAGGAUGCGAAGCAAUGAUCUUCUCUACGGAUGGAGUGCCUCUUCAGGGUAUCACUGGAGGAUAUGGCGGCGAUCGGCGCGUCGAAUACAUCAUCCCCAUGAGUUCUGUCGAAGCUGGCAAACACGAAAUCGUCAUCGAGUCGAGCUGCAACGGCAUGUUCGGUGUGCCGUGGAACGGUGAUACCAUCGCCCCUCCCGAUAUGAACAGAUACUUCUCGCUCGCUUCGGCGGAUAUUGUGGUGCCGAAUCAAGAUGCGUGGCAUCUGAUGUGGGACUUCCAAACCCUCAAAGAAAUCAUCGAAACGCUUCCCGGGAAUUCGGCCUUGCAGAAUGAGGCGCUGGUAGUCGCAAAUGACAUCAUGAAUGCCCUCGGCACAGCCGAUCCCGAAGCCAUCGCGCGCAUGCGCGGCAUCGCCGAACGGGUCUUUGGCGAAGGCUGGCAAGCUAAGGGCGCGAAGGUCUACGAAGAGGGUACAAAGCGCGCACAGGUCGUGGGCAUCUCGUAUUGUCAUAUCGACACAGCCUGGCUCUGGCCGUACUCGGUCACGCAGCAGAAAGUAGCGCGCUCCUGGUCGACGCAGGUCGAUUUGAUGGAGCGAUAUCCUGAGCACCGCUUCGCGUGCUCGCAGGCACAACAGUUCAAGUGGCUUGAACAACUGUACCCGCCUCUGUUCGAGAAAGUGAAGGCCAAGGUCCAGUCGGGCCAGUUCCAACUCAUCGGCGGCGCAUGGGUUGAGAACGAUGGGAACAUGCCCUCUGGGGAGGCGCUUGUGCGGCAGUUUUUGUAUGGCCAGCGAUACUUCCAGUCGCGGUUUGGCAAACGCUGCGAGACGGCGUGGCUGCCCGACUCGUUUGGUCUUACGGCUGCGUACCCACAACUCAUACGAGAUGCGGGGAUGAAGUACUUCUUUACACAAAAGUUGUCUUGGAACAACAUUAACGUCUUCCUGCACACGACGUUCAACUGGGUCGGGAUCGACGGCACACAAGUGUUGUGCCAUAUGACGCCUGUCGACACGUAUACCGCGCAGGCGACCGUCGGUGAUGUGAACAAGGCCGUCACUAACCACAAGAACCUGGAGUCAGACGACACCGCGCUACUCGUGUUCGGAAACGGAGAUGGUGGCGGAGGGGCGCUGCCCAAGAUGCUCGAGAACCUCCGCCGCAUUCGCGCGACGACGAACAACCACCGCGAUUUGCCGGCUGUGAGUAUGGGCGCGUCCGUCGAGGAUUUCUUCGGGGAUAUCGAUAGGAACACUGGUGGUGGCGAGAGGUUGCCAGUUUGGCGCGGCGAGUUGUACCUCGAGUUCCACAGGGGGACGUAUACGUCACAUGGCUCGAUCAAGAAAGGGAACCGGAAGUCGGAGAUUAUGCUUCGUGACGUUGAGUUGCUCGCGACGAUGGCGACACUGUUCAAAGCGUCCGAUAGCAAGUAUGUCUACCCGAAGAAAACAAUCGAUGAUUGCUGGGAGAAGGUUCUGCUUAACCAAUUCCACGAUGUCCUCCCUGGAUCCGCUAUUGGUAUGGUCUAUGACGAUGCCGAAAAGCUCUACUCCGAAGUCCGUGAAGCGUGCGGUGAGAUGCUCGACGACGCUCUACGCACAAUUCACCACCAGCGGCAUACCCCCAAGGCCCCGCUUUCUCUGCUCCCGUCCAGCAAGUCGACGGACAUCCUCGCGACGAACACAACCCCAUUCGCACGGUGCGAUGUCGUGCGCGUCCCGCUCGCGAACAGCGCACUGCGCUCGCAGGUCGUCCAGGCGAGCAAGGACGGCAAGCAUGGGUACGCGCUACUCAGCGACGCGGACGCGGAGGGCACGGCGGUCGCGCGGGGCAUGCUGGCGGACUGCAUGCCCGUGUCGGUGUUCACGAACGGGUCGGACCAUUUCGUGUUGAGGAACAGGACUGUCCAGCUUACGAUUUCGAGUGGGCGAAUUACGAGUUUGGUGGAUGUGCAGCUCGGGCGCGAGUUGAUUCAGAAGGGGAAGACUGGUGGUUUGGUGAUCUUCGAGGAUAGGCCGAACUACUGGGAUGCUUGGGAUGUUGAGAUCCAUCACCUUGAAGUCUCCACCCCGCUUCACUUCACCAACGUCCAAGUAGUCGCUGAGGGCCCGCUCCGCGCUUCUGUGUACAGUCAAGUCAAGUAUGGUCAGAGUACCAUCGGAGUCACUAUCUCGCUUGACGCUAUCACUGCGUCACUCAAAGGGAGCUCGCGCUCGUUCUUCCGAUUCGACGCUGAGGUCGACUGGCGCGAGCGGCACCAGUUCCUCAAGUUCGAGCUGCCGCUGGACAUCAACAACACGAGUGCAACUUACGAGACGCAGUUCGGUCAUCUAGCGCGCCCGACACAUCGGAACACGACUUGGGACGCCGCCAAAUUCGAGGUUUGCGGACACAAGUUUGCGGACUACAGCGAAUACGGAUAUGGCGUUGCCUACCUCUCUGAGUCAAAGUACGGAUUCGCCUGUCAGGGCAACGUUUUCCGCAUCUCGCUUCUCCGUGCAGCAACUGCGCCCGAUGCAGAGCAAGAUCAAGGAAAGCACGAGUUCUCAUGGGCGGUGAUGCCGCACGAGGGCUCCUUCCUCGAAUCAGAUGUCCCCAUCGCGGCGUAUAUAUUUAACUCGCCCCUCCAUGUGAGGUUCGCUUCUUCUGAUAAGAUUUCCAAGGAUGCCGUGGACGCUGUCAUGCCCCCGUCGCGUCCUGUGUGGGUCAAGGGUGCCCCGAAUGUCAUUUUGGAGACAAUCAAGCGUGGAGAGGAUGAUUUUACCACCGAUGGUGACGGCACCGGCGAGACUAGCAUUGUCCUGCGUCUCUAUGAGGCGUAUGGCGGACAUGCAAGUGCUACUCUCCAUGUUGCUAGGUAUCUCGGGGUCGAGAAAGCGUACACCACGAACCUGCUUGAGGACGUUGACGCUAAGGCAGCGAUCGCGCUCGACCAUAUGGAAGACAUCAGCUCCAUGAAGCUGGAGUUCAGGGCAUUUGAGGUCAAGACCAUCAAGCUUGUUCUGGCUCCGGACGCGAGUGCUUCGCGACGCCCUCCAAAGCGCGAGAGCUGGGUAACCGUUAGUGACGAAUACGAAGAUACGCACUGCUGAGCGUUGGCGACGGGGACCUAUUUUGACCAAGGAGGGCAAGUUCAUACCGUUCAGGACAACGUUUCACGCGCGAAGUUGCGUCAAAAUGAUGGACGUGGUGUUCUAACUUUGUCGCAAAUUUAAUAGUUCGAUUGCAGCC
This is a messenger RNA of Coniophora puteana RWD-64-598 SS2, 3622 nucleotides long. RefSeq names its product glycoside hydrolase family 38 protein. Bases 4 to 3483 code for a protein of 1159 amino acids. The record is from RefSeq and is a predicted model, not a curated record. Gene Ontology annotation, molecular function: carbohydrate binding; alpha-mannosidase activity. NCBI's taxonomy places the organism in Eukaryota, Fungi, Basidiomycota, Agaricomycetes, Boletales, Coniophoraceae. Gene Ontology annotation, biological process: mannose metabolic process; oligosaccharide catabolic process. The transcript has 27 exons. Gene Ontology annotation, cellular component: fungal-type vacuole membrane.